UUUUAUAAAAAAGUGUGAUGAUGAAAAAAUGUGGCUAAAUGUGACGAAUUUUUUUUGAAAUUGUGAUAUAUUAUUUUUUAAGUGUUUUUAUUUAUUAUUUUUGUUUGUUCAUCCAAAAUGCGGUUAUCCAAGGGUGGAAGGUCGAAGAAAGCAAUGGCUCGAGGUCUAUUGAAAUGCUAUUGUGAGAACCAUUGUCCAGAUGGAGCUGCAAAUGGGACUUGCAUUGCAAAACCAAACAGCAUGUGCUUUUCAUCCAUUGAGGAAGUGGUGGAUCGAGAGACAGGCGCCAGAGAGGUGGAGCGUUCUUUCGGUUGUCUGCCGCCCGAUGAAAGUGGACUCAUGCAGUGUCGAGGUGAUAUGUCUGGAAAAUCAAUAAAAUGCUGUGACUCACAAGAUUAUUGUAAUCGUGCCAUACUGCCAGAAUUAAAAACAACAACACCGAUGCCAGGCACAUUAAACUACGAUGAAAGUAUAUUAUACACAGCUUUAAUAAUAUCAUUGACGAUAUGUAUUACCGUCUUCCUCAUAAUCAUCGCCUUUAUGUAUUUACGAUAUAAAAAACGGGAGGAUAUGAGAAAAUCCAUGUAUUUAGAGAAAUCACCAAAACAUUGUGACUUUCUACAACCAAAUAGUGCAUUACAUGACUUAAUUGAACAGUCGAGUGGAUCCGGGUCAGGUUUACCAUUUUUAGUACAACGCACAAUUGCAAAACAAAUUCAAAUGGUACAUUCAGUGGGGAAAGGACGUUAUGGUGAAGUGUGGUUAGCGAGAUGGCGUGGUGAAAAAGUUGCAGUGAAAGUGUUUUUUACAACGGAAGAAGCAUCAUGGUUCCGGGAAACUGAAAUAUAUCAAACUGUUCUAAUGCGACAUGAGAAUAUUCUUGGGUUCAUUGCAGCCGAUAUUAAAGGGACUGGAUCGUGGACUCAAAUGUUAUUAAUAACGGAUUAUCAUGAGCUAGGAUCUUUACAUGAUUUUCUACAGAAAAAUGUACUGGAUAAAAAUUCGCUGUUAUUAAUGUGCCUAUCAAUCGCUAGCGGAUUAUCACAUUUACACACAGAAAUAUUCGGUACAAAAGGUAAACCAGCAAUUGCCCAUCGUGACAUUAAAUCCAAGAACAUAUUAGUGAAACGAAAUGGACAAUGUGCGAUCGCCGAUUUUGGUUUAGCUGUAAAAUAUUUACGUGAUAAUAAUGAAAUAGACAUUGCUCAAAAUACCCGAGUCGGUACCAGACGGUAUAUGGCUCCAGAAGUACUUGCCGAAACGCUGAACACGUCAAAUUUUGAAGCAUUCAAGAUGGCAGACAUGUACUCAUUUGGUCUAGUUUUGUGGGAGAUGACUCGACGGUGUGGUACUGGUGAUAAAGUGAUCAUGGUUGAUGAUUACGCGCUACCAUAUUACGAUUGUGUGCCCAGUGAUCCAAGUUUUGAUGAUAUGCAUUUAGUUGUAUGUGUUAAACGAGUGCGUCCGCUAAUCCCAUUACGAUGGGAUACCGAUUCAGUGUUACAAACAGUGUCAAAAGUAAUGCAAGAGUGUUGGCAUCAAAAUCCAGCUGUACGAUUAACAGCGCUGCGAGCGAAAAAAACAUUAUCCAAAAUUGAUACAGAUACAAGUAUUAAAAUUGUAUAAUAAAACUCUGUAACUUAAAUAAAACAGUGAAGUAUUCUUUUAGUAACAGAUACGGGUUACAGGUAACAGAGAAAACCCCAAUUGAAUAUGUUUUUUUCAAUUGGGGGUUAUCAAAUUGGGUACAUUGCGGGGGAAAACAUAUGGGUACAAAAAACUAAGUAUUAAUAUUCGAGGAGGCUGUACACAGAAGUACAAAAAAAUGAACAUAUAACAGUACCAGUUUAAACAAUGUGUAUUUAUGUUUUAAAAAAUAAGUGCCAUAGAAAAAAAAAUAAAAACGUUUAAAAAUUUUGUGAGAAUCGAAAAGAAAUGAACGAAAGCGGACACUCUUUAAUAAAAGUGGG
Molecule: messenger RNA, 1970 nt
Organism: Chrysoperla carnea
Lineage: Eukaryota; Metazoa; Arthropoda; Insecta; Neuroptera; Chrysopidae
Gene: tkv
Product: bone morphogenetic protein receptor type-1B
Exons: 4
Coding region: 118-1626 (502 amino acids)
Biological process (GO): dorsal/ventral pattern formation; cellular response to growth factor stimulus; BMP signaling pathway
Cellular component (GO): plasma membrane; signaling receptor complex
Molecular function (GO): SMAD binding; transforming growth factor beta receptor activity, type I; ATP binding
Source: RefSeq, a predicted model, not a curated record